AGCAAAGGACUGACGCUCUCUUCCUGUGUGUGUCUGCAGUGUGUGCUGUACUUGUGGGCUUUGAAGAUCAACCACCCCGACACGCUGUUUCUCCUCAGAGGGAACCACGAGUGCAGACAUCUCACAGAGUAUUUCACAUUUAAGCAGGAGUGUAAGAUAAAGUACUCUGAGGAAGUGUAUGAUGCCUGUAUGGAGGCGUUUGACUGUCUGCCCCUGGCGGCGCUUCUGAAUCAGCAGUUCCUCUGUGUACACGGAGGUUUGAGCCCUGAAGUCACCUGCCUGGAUGACAUACGCAAGGUGAGACUGUGUGACGGAUCAAUGGUCCGUGAGGUCUGAAAGGUGUUAAUUCUA
Cyprinodon variegatus (sheepshead minnow) is the source of this 351-nucleotide messenger RNA. RefSeq names its product serine/threonine-protein phosphatase 2B catalytic subunit gamma isoform-like. Gene Ontology annotation, molecular function: calmodulin-dependent protein phosphatase activity; calmodulin binding. The transcript is spliced from 2 exons. Gene Ontology annotation, cellular component: calcineurin complex; cytoplasm. The record is from RefSeq and is a predicted model, not a curated record. The annotation marks the transcript as partial. Gene Ontology annotation, biological process: calcineurin-mediated signaling. Lineage: Eukaryota; Metazoa; Chordata; Actinopteri; Cyprinodontiformes; Cyprinodontidae.